Messenger RNA from Aspergillus fischeri NRRL 181, 2007 nucleotides. Its product is annotated as putative polyprenyl synthetase. Bases 1 to 2007 code for a protein of 668 amino acids. The record is from RefSeq and is a predicted model, not a curated record. Gene Ontology annotation, biological process: isoprenoid biosynthetic process. Lineage: Eukaryota; Fungi; Ascomycota; Eurotiomycetes; Eurotiales; Aspergillaceae. The transcript is spliced from 7 exons. Gene Ontology annotation, molecular function: prenyltransferase activity.
AUGGAAGGACAGAGGCGCAGCCUAAACAUGUUCGAAAAUGACGUUGCAAAGUCACAUCCUCCGAUGUACGGACACUCCGACCCUGCUCUUAUGGACGCGGAGACUGAGAGCAAGUAUAUCUCGCGGUUUCAGCCGCGGGUCAGCAAAUAUGUCGCGGUUUCUCACGACGCCUGCAUAGAGUGCCACAUUGACCUGUUCGGGACGGGCGGGAUCGGAAAAGUAGUCGGUGGGAUGAAUGCGCAUACGGCGGACUUUACAGCACUCUGCGCUCCAGAGGCAUUACCGGAGAGAAUCGGGCUUUGUUCUUACUUCAUUGAGUAUGCGUUCGUACAUGAUGAUGUGUCCGUGGACGCUGUUCACGAUGGCCCUAGCUGCCGCCUUUCCCAGGACAAGGAUGGAAUUAUAUCAAAGGCAUUAGGGUCGAAAAGGUUUGAAGACCUCCAGGACACCGCGGAAGGUGGGUUGAAGAGAAAGCAGGCCAGAGCAAAGAUCUGGUCGGUCUUGAACGAAAUCGACCAAGACUACCUUGGUCGUUGCCAGAAGAAGUUCAAGCAGUGGUACGAGACUGGUCAACAGAUGAGGGACAAAACGUUUGCAAGUUUGGAGGAUUACUUGGCUGUUAGGGCCUUGGAUUGCGGAGCUAACUGGGUUGUUCACAUGAUGGGCUGGGCCAGCGGGGUCGAACUCACACCGGAAGAAGAGGUCGAAACUGGGCCAGUCACCUAUCUGGCAUUUGUGGUUCUUGGUGUGACCAACGAUCUGUGGUCUUGGGAAAAAGAGAAGAGAGUGACGCGGCAGUCUGGGGAUACUCUUCCCCUGAUCAACGCCGUUCAGAUGGUCAUGCGGAUGCAGGAUACUACCGAAGAGUCCGCAAAACAGAUAGUCCGUACCAUUAUCCGCGAGCAUGAGGAGCAAUACUGUCUCCUCCGUGAUGAAUAUCUAGGAAGACCUGGUACCUCACUUUCGGUACAGAAAUGGUUCCAAGUUCUCGAGUUGUCCAUGGCAGGAAAUGCACUAUGGAGCAUCCAUGCCCUUCGAUAUCACCUUGACGAAGUGUGGAAUCUAUUCAAUGUCACCGGAUCAGAGGCUGAUCAAGCGCGUGCAGGCGAAGGUGAAACAGGUCCUACAUACAAAGUCCUCGACGCAUUGGACGAAACGGUUCUAUGGAAACCGUACGAGUAUAUGACAUCUAUGCCAUCCAAGGGUUUCCGCCAUCACCUGAUCGAUGCUCUGCAGACGUGGUUCAAUGUACCAGAGCGCUCGUUAAUGCUGAUUUCGGGGGUAGCAUCCCUGCUCCAUGAAGCCUCCUUGAUGUUGGACGAUAUACAGGAUGGCAGCCUUCUUCGGCGUGGGAAGCCAGCCGUUCAUAAAAUAUUUGGAGUCGGCCAAACCAUCAACUCUGCAUGCUUCCACAUCAAUAAUGCCCUGCGCCUUGUACAACAGCUCUCACCCUCUGCCGUUCUGGUAUUCUCCGGUCAGUCUUUUCCUAAUCUUCUAAUCAACAAAAGAUCGGGCUUCGAUAUGCGCCACUUCAUGGACCAGCUGGGACGGUGCUUCCAAAUCCGGGACGACUAUCAGAACCUCGUAUCCAAAGAGUACACGUCCCAACGCGGCUUUUGUCAGGACCUCGACGAAGGAAAGCCUUCGUUCCCGUUCAUCCGCGCCUAUCAUACUCUGGAAGACAGCACGGUGCUGACGGAAUGGCUCAACAUGCUACGUAGUGGAGAUGGGGCUUCGAUAGAGGCGAAGCGAUACAUCCUGAUUCGGAUAGAAGAAAGUGGGAGUCUGAAGUAUACACAGGAUGUCCUCGGUCUCCUCCAUGACAAUCUAGAAGGUAUGCUCCGGGACAUGGAAUCCAUGACUCGGCAGGAAAACUGGAUUCUCCGAUCUAUGCUGGUGCAAUUGCAGAUCAAACAGAAAGAGUCACAGCCAAAGGAGAGUACGUUUGCGGAAGUGCUGCGUGUUUGGGGUGGAUAUCGGGAGACGGCUUGGAGGUCGAUGAAUUGA